AUGGCACCUCGUUUGAAGAAGGAUAGCCAGCCGGCGAAGCUCGUGUUUGAAUCUAAGGUCAAGAAAACGAGGGGCCCCAGAGCCGCCCCGAAGAAGAAGUUUACCGAAAAUGAAGUCUUCUUCUAUCAGGCCAUCAAGAAUGGCGGAACCAAGUUUGACUAUGCAGCCAUCGGCAACGCAAUUGGCAGAUCUAAAGACGCCACUCGCAUGAAGAUGAGUCGGCUGCUGAAGGAGAUUGGAGAGUUCAUGGAGGACCAGGAGGACUUGGUUCAAAAGGCUCAACCAAAGCACGAGGAGAACCCUGCAAACGCGGAGGAUGCCGAGAACGGCAGCCAGGACGAUAAAGAUGGCAGUCAGGCUGACGAUACUCCCGUUGACGCUAUCGACACAGAGGACAGCUAA
Penicillium expansum is the source of this 402-nucleotide messenger RNA. RefSeq lists its product as uncharacterized. The coding region runs from base 1 to 402 and encodes 133 amino acids. NCBI's taxonomy places the organism in Eukaryota, Fungi, Ascomycota, Eurotiomycetes, Eurotiales, Aspergillaceae. The transcript has 2 exons. The record is from RefSeq and is a predicted model, not a curated record.